Molecule: messenger RNA, 1782 nt
Organism: Olea europaea var. sylvestris
Lineage: Eukaryota; Viridiplantae; Streptophyta; Magnoliopsida; Lamiales; Oleaceae
Product: putative E3 ubiquitin-protein ligase XBAT34
Exons: 11
Coding region: 118-1539 (473 amino acids)
Molecular function (GO): protein binding
Source: RefSeq, a predicted model, not a curated record
CUUGACCGUAAUUUCCUUCAUCAUUAAGCAACGUCUCAAAUUUCCCAUUAUUAUAGUAUUUUCAGCCACUCAUUUUCUUAGUCCUACCUUCUACAGAUCACUCGUCAAUUUCCCUUAAUGGGGCAGAAGCAAUCGAAAGACGAAUUGUUGUAUCAGCAAGUGAAUUACGGAAACAUUGAUGGCAUUAAAUCGCUUCGAAGUGAAGGCGCUGGGCUUGAGUGGAUUGAUAGUGAGUGGAAGACUCCACUUAUUGUCGCUUGUAUGAAUCCAGGGCUUUACAAUGUUGCGAAAACUUUGAUUGAACUUGGUGCCAAUGUCAAUGCUUACCGUCCAGGUCGCCAUGCAGGGACUCCUUUACAUCAUGCUGCAAAAAGAGGCCUUGAUCAGACUGUGAAGUUGCUUCUUUCACAUGGAGCAAAUGUGUUAAUGAUAAAUGAUGAUUGCCAAACUCCACUUGAGAUUGCCAGAGGCAAAGGGUACAGCAAUGUUGUUCGCACUAUAGAGGGACAUGUGUGCUUAUUCUCUGGCUGGUUGCGAGAGCUUUAUGGGCCCGGCUUUCUUGAACUUCUUGCUCCUCAAUUGCUUUCAAGAAAAGUUUGGGUUGUUGUUUUACCUUGUGGUUCUCGAAAUCUUAAAAAGCCUUUUAAGUUGGAGCUUGCUAUAUAUGCCAGUGCACAGGAUGCCCAACCACGAUUAAUUAUUCCGCUGUGGAAGGCCAAUCUAGAGGAACCGAACUUCAAUCUGACUGAUCCAGCAGCUAUCGUGUCUGAUAUUGCAAGCAAGACACGAGUUAAACUUGCACAUGCCAAUGAAAGUGACAAACAGCAAUUGCAGCGUUUCUGCAAUGCAUGCAAAGGAAUUCCUCAGGUGACACACUCAACCUUUCCUGUCAAUACCCAAGUGCCUGCUGUUCAAGCAACUGCACCGCCAGCUUCAGAAGAUGAAGAAGUAGCCAUGGCAAUCAAUGCCUCCCUCCAGGCUGCUGCACACGAAGGACCACCAGUUAUCGAUUCUCAUCCAGUUGCAUCCACAAGUUCGGCCAACACUAUAGAUAGCUCGAAUCCGGGGAAUAGUGACAUUUGGGGGGCAUCUAUCACCCACAAGGGAAGUGAUGAGACUCUUCAGAAAGAAGGUCCAAGUGGCUGCCAAGCUCAGCAUAUACCAACACAAAAUAUCAUUCCAUCUGUUGUCCAAUCAACUCUCAAAAACCCAUCCACCGUCUCUGUCCCAUCAGCUCCACCCGUUGCAGAUGCAGUUCCUGACGAUGGCCCGAUCCACUAUCCAUCAAUUGAUUCGAGCCCUGUUGAUUUGUCUUCUGACGCUGUAGAUGCCUUGCUUGCUAGUCUUGACGGGAAGAUAGAAGAUAAUGCUGCUUCAUCUUGUACAAUAUGCCUGGACGCUCCAGUUGAGGGAGCUUGUGUCCCAUGUGGCCACAUGGCUGGAUGCAUGUCAUGUUUGAACGAAAUCAAGGCCAAGAAGUGGGGUUGCCCUGUAUGUCGUGCCAAUAUUGAUCAGGUGAUACGAAUAUAUGCUGUUUAAUUGUUGGAGGAGAUGAAGCUGUUACUGAUUGUAAAUUAUAUCAAGUGCCAAGAGCAGAUGGCCAACUGCAAUAUAGUAUCCUAAUCUGUAGCAUAAUAUGAGAAAACACUUGGAAUUGAACUUGUUUAACGUUUGGAAUCAGUAUCAUGAUCUUUCCUUGAGAUGGUACAAUGCCAGUGAUAUGAUUUGGUUUAUAAAAUAAUGUGUUAAACAAUAAAUAUUAAAGCUUGUGUGCAGAUUGAA